This is a messenger RNA of Paracoccidioides lutzii Pb01, 273 nucleotides long. RefSeq lists its product as hypothetical. The record is from RefSeq and is a predicted model, not a curated record. The transcript has a single exon. Bases 1 to 273 code for a protein of 90 amino acids.
AUGAAUGGUGCUGGGAGGGAGAAAAAACACGGAAAAGAAGUGAAAGGUGGUAUUGCAAAGCGAGGAAAACAGAUGUCUUGUAAAAUAGAAGAGAAGCACGGAGAUGCCAGCAGCAGAAGCUGGAAAAUGAUAUCUCCACAGCAAGGCGAGGUGAAUCAAGGAUCACAAAGCUCCCCCGGCGCAAGGGUGGUAAAUAUGGGCGAAUCUGGUGAUGUUGAUGUUGAUGAUGAUGAUGAUGAUGAUGAUGGAAGAAACUCGCGAACCCGGCGAUGA